GGGGAGGGGAGGGCGGGUUGUGGAGCCCUGAUGUCACACAGCCCUACAUAAGGGCCUCCUUUAGGCUCCUGAGGGCGGUUUGGAAGCAGCUGGAGGAAUGAGUUAGGUCCCGGCUGUGGGGAUUUUUUUUAAGUCAGACACAGGCACAGCUGUUGCACAAAAUGCAGACUCCACAGAAAACCCAAAGCCUCAGACCCUUCAAGCAGAGGAAGAGUUUAGCAACCAGACAAGAGGAAGUUGCUGGAAUCCGGGCAAAGUUCCCAAACAAGAUCCCGGUGAUAGUGGAGCGCUACCCCGGGGAGAAGUUCCUGCCUCCGCUGGACAAGACCAAGUUCCUGGUCCCGCAGGAGCUGACCAUGACCCAGUUCCUCAGCGUCGUCCGGAGCCGCCUGGUCCUCGGGGCCACGGAAGCCUUUUAUUUGCUGGUGAACAACAAGAGCCUGGUCAGCAUGAGUGUGACCAUGGCAGAAGUCUACAGGGACUUCACGGACGAGGACGGCUUUGUGUACGUGACCUACGCUUCCCAGGAGGUGUUCGGCUGCUCGGGGUCAGGGCGGACCCUGCCGUCCUCUCCAGGACAUGUCGGGAAGCAGUCCUUGAACCGGUGGAGGGAUGGAGCGCCUCCUGUGUGUGUGUCGGGCCAUCCAGGGAGCCGUGCUGCACAUCUGUGAUCGGCAGCGCCCCCACGACAGGAGGCCGGGCCGUCCCUGUAUCUUUGUGGGGCUCCUUGCUCUUGCGCGCUCUGAGACAGCGGGGGGCUCCUGGGAUUCUGUACCUACUGAGUCUCUUCCGAGUAAGAAACGGUGAGCUUGUGUGACGGUUUUCUGCGAUGAGCUGGGGAUGGAUUUUAAGUGACUUCGGUGGUGGAAGCUGGCAGGCCCUUGGGGAGCUUGAGUUCAGCCCCGUGUGGGGAGGAGUCCCACGUGGGCUCGGUCACAGGGACCAUCGGGCAGUGGUCGGGUCCCUGUGGAGCCCCCACAUGGAGCCGGUGUGAACGGGCUCAUCCGGGGGCAGGGGCCUCCUCUGUGUCCUUACAGAGAUGAUCGCUGUGUUUCCACUGUGUUCACUUGACUUGCUUAUUUCCUCUUAGAUUGUAUUUUGUGUGUUUGUGUCUAAGAUGCCCCCGUUCAGUAUAAAGUCACGGAACCCC
Molecule: messenger RNA, 1150 nt
Organism: Mustela lutreola (European mink)
Lineage: Eukaryota; Metazoa; Chordata; Mammalia; Carnivora; Mustelidae
Gene: MAP1LC3C
Product: microtubule associated protein 1 light chain 3 gamma
Exons: 4
Coding region: 162-671 (169 amino acids)
Biological process (GO): macroautophagy; autophagy of mitochondrion; autophagosome assembly
Cellular component (GO): cytosol; autophagosome; autophagosome membrane
Molecular function (GO): ubiquitin protein ligase binding
Source: RefSeq, a predicted model, not a curated record